AUGGCAGCUGCUGUUCUUCUGCUCAUGGUCUCUCUGCUGCAUUUGCUCGCAGCACAAGGACCGGGAGUUCUUUUUAUUAAGAGUGGAUCAGACUUACUUCUGGAUGCAAACACAACUCUUAGAAUUUCAGAAAAUGCUUUUUUGGUAUGGAAAUUUAAAGAAAUACAGAAUAUUGUACGAUUUAUGUUCGGUUCUCAAAAUGCAACACUCCAUCAAUCAUGGCGUGACAGAGCUCGGCUUUUCAAAACAAAUUACUCCUUGCUAUUAAAUAAAGUCACAGUCAGUGAUAGUGGAAGCUACGGUGCACUUUUCAGUGGUGACGAUGACAAAUACGUGGCCAAAUACAAAGUUCAAGUCCAAGAUCCAGUGUCUCCCGUUCAUCUGACAGUGAGCUCCAGCAGCUCCUCCUCCUUGUCCUGUAACCUCACAGUGACCUGCAGCACAGGGAACUCAAACAUCCAUGCGGCUAUCCAGUGUCAUAACCAAACCUGCUCUCUAGAAAACAGCACGAUGCAUUCGCCUCAUCUAUAUAUCUACCUGGAGAGUGACCACAUCAUCUGUAACCAUAGCAACCAAGUCAGCAGGGAGACUAACAAAACUGAGAUAAAAUCUUAUUGUUCAACAAAACCAGUGUCCAGAGCGGUGUAUCUGCAGACGGGAGAUUCUGUCUUUCUAAAUGUCACAGAGACUGAUGUUCCGGCAAAUUUUUUUAUUCUUUCAUGGAAGUUCAGUGGAUUGAAUGAUUUAAUGAUAACAUUUUCACCUCAUGAAAAACCCCAUGUCCAUCCUAAUUAUUCUAGUAGAAUGGAUUAUGACGUGAAAAAAUACUUUGUUAAAUUGAGGAAUCUGCAAAAGGCAGACAGUGGGGUUUAUACAGCACAAGCAACAACGUUUCAAGUUAAAACAGUUGCUGAAUACAACGUCACUGUACAAGAUCCAGUGUCCCCGGUCAAGAUGGCAGUGAACCAGAGAGAGUUCAGCUCCGUGUCCCUGUCCUGUAACCUCACAGUGACCUGCAGCACAGAGGACGCUCACAUCAGCAGCACUUUCACAUGUGACAACAAAACCUGCCGUCUGGAGGGAGGAGAGAGAUCACAGAUCACAAAGUCCGCUGCCUCUCUCCAAGUCCAGUUGUCAGGUCAAUCCAUCAUCUGUAACCAUAGCAACCAGAUCAGCUGGACCAAAGACGUGAUAAAGAUUCAGGAUCACUGCAUCCAAUAUGGUGAGACUGAAAGAUAUUCAAGCAAUUAUCUUGUAAGAUCUCACUAUCAAACGCUAUCAAUUCAUUUAAAGAAUUAA
Menidia menidia (Atlantic silverside) is the source of this 1299-nucleotide messenger RNA. NCBI's taxonomy places the organism in Eukaryota, Metazoa, Chordata, Actinopteri, Atheriniformes, Atherinopsidae. The record is from the annotation of a GenBank genome assembly.